UGUCACUGUGUUAGUGUAGUAGAUAUUAGCGAGUACUUGAUACUAUUAUGUGUUUAUGAAAGGCUUCAUAUGGCGAUAAGAUAAGCAUUAUAGUUUAAAAAGUCCUAAAAUAAUAGUUUUAAUGGUUGUUAUAUUAGUUCAAAACGUGCCUAAUAAUGUAUCCUAGGUCAGGUAGUAGCGGUUCUUUGCAGAAUAUACAUCAAACGCCGUCAUCAUCUAAUCAUAAUUCAGAAGAUGAAGAUGAUAGUGGAGAUAAUAAAGCAUCUGCUUUGAGCUUCAAGGAAAGGCGAAGAGAAGCUCAUACCCAGGCUGAACAGAAGAGGAGAGAUGCUAUAAAAAAAGGAUAUGAUUCCCUCCAAGAAUUGGUGCCAACCUGCCAGCAAACCGAGGCUUCCGGAUACAAGCCUAGCAAAGCUGCUGUACUACAAAAAUCAAUAGAUUAUAUUCAGUAUCUACUGCAGCAACGUAGACGCCAGGAAGAUGAACGUAAUGCGCUACGCAAAGAUGUCGUAGCUUUAAGGAUAAUGCAAGCUAACUAUGAGCAGAUAGUAAAAGCUCAGCAUUCUGUACCUGGUCAUAGCGAGCAACGGCUCUCUGAUCAGGAUAAGUUUCAUGUGUUUCAGGGUAUAAUGGAUAAACUGUUCGAAUCCUUCGAGUCAGUACCAACAAACAACUUCGCUGAAUUCUCAGCUGGUGUGUUCAAUUGGCUAGAAGAAUAUUGCAAGCCGCAAUCCCUUAGGACACUAGUCCAUGGAGUUUUAAGGGAACAAAGCUAUACGCCAUAAGAAGGUGAAAUAGAAUUAAAUAUCCAUAGACAUCAUAGAACCGGGUGUUAUUAAUGACAUUGACAGAUACUUGUACAGAAAUUUUAUGCAAACGUAACCUUUAGUGUUUUAUAUAGUGUAUAUAUUUUGUUUUAUAAAUGAAUUGUUUUUAUGAAAUUAUAUCUCCGCUUCCAUCGAAUGUUAAAAAAAUAUUAUAAUGUCUGUUUUAUUACUAAAUCGUUUCUAUUACUGGUUAGACGUGGAUUUUUUUUGUACAUAUAUUAAACUUACAUAUACGUAAUAGUCGCCAUUGUGCUUUUAAUUUGUAACCACAUAUAUCUAUUUGACGUCCUAUUUUUUUAUAAACUUUUUUUUUAUUCGUGUUUAUAAUUUUAAACAUUUGGUCAUAAUUAAAUGGCAUAUUUGUUAAUGUUCAUGAACGUUAUCCGAAACCUCAAUUUUAUAAUUGAGAAAUAAUAUGUUUUAUAUUUUAAUAUUUUGUUGUAAGUGUUCAUAAUCAUGGUGAAUUUUUUUUUUAACAAAGACAUCUAAAUAAAUAUAUCAUUAUUACCCACCAGUGUGUCAGGAGUGGAUUUUUUUUAUUAGAUUUAAUGUGUAAAAAGUAUCCUUGCUUUUUAAAAACAUCAGAAUCAUGUAGUAAUUUUAUAAAAUAUUUUAUAUAUUUAUAUAUGAAUGUUUGGAAUAUAUUCUUAAUACUAACAAAUGUUUUUUAUAUAAUUUGAAAUACAGUGUCUUCUAUAAAAUGUUAGUAUUUAUUGAUCAGUAAGAUUUUGACUGCCUUAAAUUCUAUGUGCCUUUAUUAGUUUGUACUAAAGAUUGUUACUAAAAAUAUAUAUAUAGAAAUAUAUGACUAUAUCUACCAAUUUACAAGUAUAGGAAUAUUAUAUAGCACUGUUAUAAUGUCAUAAAAUAUUUAUGUUUCAUAAUUGGCUUGUAUUUGAUGUAUGAUUUUUUUUAUAUGUAGUACUAAUGUUAGCGUCUGUGAUAGAAUUUAUAUCUACAUGUUUUUUAAUUAAUAUAUAUGACCAAUCUUCUUUACAGGAGUUAAAAUUAUAAUAUAUUCUGUAACAACAACAUAUCAUUCUAAAUAAUAUAACUGUUACCAAAAA
Molecule: messenger RNA, 1894 nt
Organism: Danaus plexippus (monarch butterfly)
Lineage: Eukaryota; Metazoa; Arthropoda; Insecta; Lepidoptera; Nymphalidae
Gene: bigmax
Product: max-like protein X
Exons: 5
Coding region: 156-785 (209 amino acids)
Biological process (GO): regulation of transcription by RNA polymerase II
Cellular component (GO): nucleus
Molecular function (GO): RNA polymerase II cis-regulatory region sequence-specific DNA binding; protein dimerization activity; DNA-binding transcription factor activity, RNA polymerase II-specific
Source: RefSeq, a predicted model, not a curated record